AUGUCCCAGUCUAUCGACAAGAAAGCUAAAAAGCGCAAGCAUGCCUCGGCUGACAUUGGCCAAGGCGUUGAGCCAUCUACGAAAAGGGCCAAGAAGGACAAGGCCGAGAAGGGGAAUAAGGUCAAAUCCUCCAGCAAGUUGGACAAGGGCAAGGCGCGCGCGACAGAUGGCGGGAACGAAUUCCGCGUCGUACAGGCCUCUAUGGUAGUCUCAAUCCCGCCCGUCUUUGCGAACAAUCUACAAGCAGGUGUGGAGGAUAUGCUGGACUCGCUGCUUAUGAGAUACAUACCAGCUUUGCAAGGUGUCGUUUUGGCCCACGACAAUCUGCGCUUCUUAGACUCCGUAGCCACCGUCAAAGCCGACUGUCCGUUCACAAAUUGUCGGAUAGCGUUCGACGCCACUGUCUGGAGCCCGCAAGCGGGCAUGAAACUUGUCGGCAAGGUCAAGCUAUGUUCUCCCGACCAUGUUGCUUUGCUCGUGCAUCGUACAUUCAACGUCUCAAUACCUCGGCACCAUAUACCCACUGAACAAUGGGAGUUUGAGUAUGGCCCGGCGGAAAACGACCCAGAAUUUGGCACAGAUACUGCCGCUGAGGAGAUGGAGAUGCAGUUGGAUCCUGAGAGCGCGGCGGACACCGGAUUGGAGGGUACCGGACGAUGGGUACAUAAACUCACGGGGACCAAACUUGGUAGUAGCGACGGAUACCUGGAGUUUACGGUUGUCGGUCUUACAAUCGCAAAUCAGAUGCUUUCCCUCGUUGGGUCAAUUCAGCUCGACCCUUUCUCUCCCAAACAUAUCCCAACACAUUCCACUCCAACGACAUCCGAUCCGCAAGCUGCGGCACGUACAUCGGGACCCGCCGAAAUCACAGAAAACCUACAAGAGUUGGGGCUAGACGAGGAUGUGGACAGUGAGGAAGACACCUUCGGGAUGCUUGGGCGCAUGGGCGACGAAGCUGCCGCGCGAGAGGCGGAACGACGUGCCCAGGAGGAAGGGGCGGCGAAAAAGGACAAGAAGCGGAAGCGGAAGGAGGCAAAAACGCAGGCAGAAGGAGAAUUGGGCGCUGCGUCCUCCCAUGGCAAAGCUAAGAAAAAGAAGAGUUAGCGCUGUCGUUCCUCUGUUCUGAGUGUGCAGGUUUUUUUCAUGAUGUUGCACAGUUCACAGACUUCUUUCAGCGUGUCGCGGGCUGUAACAUGUUGUGUGCGGUAUGAUUGGCCUCAUGAUCAGGCAUCCCC
Molecule: messenger RNA, 1235 nt
Organism: Postia placenta MAD-698-R-SB12
Lineage: Eukaryota; Fungi; Basidiomycota; Agaricomycetes; Polyporales; Adustoporiaceae
Exons: 4
Coding region: 1-1104 (367 amino acids)
Biological process (GO): DNA-templated transcription initiation
Cellular component (GO): RNA polymerase I complex
Source: RefSeq, a predicted model, not a curated record